ACGGAGCCCGGAGGUAUUGCGACUGUGCAAUCGGCAAUGUAUUGAUGUAAACAUUCUCUUGUCAUUCGUUUACAGAAUUUCAGAGUGUUUGCAAGAUUUUCGAUGCACUAAAUGGCGCGCCUUGAUAAAUUUGUGAACAGCUGAUGAAGCUUCUGUGCAAGUGAUUAUAAUUUGGAAUAUUAUUGAAACAACUUUAUCAACCUUUACGUGAAGUUUUUUUUAUGAGUGCGCAAACGUAACUUGUUUACACAAACAAAGGAACUCUACAAUUUAACGUUUUCUAAAAUCUAAACACGACUUGUAACUCGAAAAGAAGAGUUGUAUGUUGGACAGCACUAAGAUAAACCAUGCCGACUCUUUUGGAAGCAUUGGAGCGAAAGUAUGGAGCCAAGGGAGAAGCGAAUCCCUCCAUAGAUGAUAUGCCCGUAGCCAUAUUUGUGCCUAAACGUUCGCCAAGACUUAGCGUACCAACGUUGCUAGUAUUAAACGACUGUGACAUAGACAGGGCCGGGGACGCCAUAGCUCUGGCCGAUAAAUGUGCGGAUGUCGUUGAACUGGACAUCGCGAAAAAUAAGCUUAGUGAUUGGGAAGAGGUAUUCGCAAUAUUGGAACAAACUCCUCGCGUAAGAUUCUUGAAUCUAAGUUUUAAUAGGCUGACGGCCCAACUGCAAGCCGCGCAAGCUUUGCAACCUAGAUGGGAUAGCCUCAGUAACCUUGUGCUAAAUUCGACGUACGUCGGCUGGCAAAGUGUGCAUGGUCUUCUUAAAGCCCUGCCCGCUCUCGAGGAGUUACAUCUGAGCCUUAAUGAGUACUCUCACAUAAAUCUGAGCGGGAAGGAUGUCAACGAGAAAGAUGUUUGCGAAACUUGCUCGAGGCUCAACGCGGACGUACAAGAGCCAGUUCACAAGCAGCUGAAGAAGUUGCACUUCUCCGGUAACCCGGUUAGCAGUUGGCGAGAGAUCUCGAAGUUAGGAUACGCGUUUCCGAAUCUAGAGACGCUUCUAGUGAACGAAUGUCCAAUAACGACGCUGGAGCCGGAUCCGUGUGAGAAAUGUGAUGACAGCAACGGGAACAAGGAGUGCCAUGAUGCUUUUCCACAUUUGCGGUUCUUGAAUCUGAACAACACGGGGCUGGCGACGUGGGACGAGGUGGAUCGACUCGCCAAAUUCCCAGCACUCAAGAACUUGCGAGUACAGGGUUGGCCGCUAUGGGAGCGUUUCGAGUCUACCGAGCACGAGCGACGGUUGCUCUUGGUGGCGCGACUACCCCACAUCCGGACCCUGAACGGUGGUGGGGCUGUGCCACCGGAAGAGAGGGAUGCCGCCGAACGAGCCUUCAUCAGAUACUACAUGGAGAAGGCCGAGGCUGACCGACCUGACAGGUACUGGGAACUGGUUGGCAUCCACGGCAAGCUCGACCCGCUCGUGUCAGUGGACCUGCGGCCGGAGAAGCGAGUACAGAUCACCUUCACGUGCGGCGAUGUCAGCGAGGUGCGCACCGUCGAUGUCUACAGAACCGUGUCAGACUUGAAAACGCGCCUAGAACGCCUGGCCGGAUUCCCAGCUUCUAAGAUGAGACUUUUCUAUGUCGACCAAGAGCUGAGAGACUCACAGCCGUUUCAGGGUCCAGAAGAGAUGAAGAUACCCUCGAAGCAGCUCUACUCCUACAACAUCAGGUCCGGAGAUGAAAUUAUCAUCGAUUCCAAACUCAAGCACUCGAUCUCCGCUAACUCUAAUUCAUAAGAUUCUAUAAUGCAUUUUCUUAUUAUGCUGGCUUCUCACGGUGCGUAAUAUCACGAGCCGCGCCGCGCCGAGCCGAUUUGUACGAGCCAGCACGAGCCAACAGGCGAAUCCGUGUUACCCGUUCUCACGGCGCGUAAUAUCACGAGCCGCUUGAGCCGCGCCUUUGAAGUUACCGACUUCAAUCGGAUCGGACGCGCCUGCUCGAGCCAGCCCACGCCAGCUCAAGCCACCAGUCACCACCCUCACACGGCGCGUGCGGCGACGUGGCUCAAGCUGGCGCGACGCGGCUUGCAAUAUUACGCGUCGUGAGAAGCCAGCAUUAAAGCAUUCUAUGCUUUUAAAAUCAAAUAGAAUAUUACUUUUUAAUUAUAAUGCUAACCCUGAAUAGUGCCAAAGCAUUAUUUGAUACAGUCCGAAAUAACUUUGGCAGUUACGUUUCCAUCCAUAGUGUAAAGGAUUUUUUACUGCAAUAUGGUUCAGACUUCAGUUAAUCAGUGCCUUCUAUAACUGUCUUGCCAAAAUUACAAUUAUUUUUUUUAUUUUACAAACCAAAAUCACACCUGCAGGCUGCAUUUUGCAUGUGGUCUCUCUGCAACAUACUCAAUAGCCGCGUACGAGCGAGCAGCCUCGCGAGGCAGCAUCGGACAUUUGCCGCAGUACGCAUGCCGCGCGAGGCGGCCUCGGUCUGUAAGUUUUCUAAUCCGAAGCUGCCUCGUGCGGCAACGUCGAGCCACCGUGAGGCUUAUCAAGCAUCAACGCUCAGUUUAACUUGAAACGCACAACUAACACGCAACGAAAAGCGAGGCAAAAAACUACCGUCUUGAGUGAACACGGCAAACGUACCGAGGCACCUUUGAGCAUCGCCAAAAACCGACAACGCUCGGCUCGGGCCGCGGCACCAGGCACGCUCGGGCGAGGCAGCUCGUGCGUUUGCCUCGAGAAAGGCACGUUUUGUCCGACCGAGGAUUUGCCUUGCGUGGCUGCUCGCUCGGCUCGGGCCGCGGCACCGGGCACGCUCGGGCGAGGCAGCGCGUGCGUUUGCCUCGAGAAAGGCACGUUUUGUCCGACCGAGGAUUUGCCUUGCGAGGCUGCUUGCUUGGUCAGUACGCGGCAGAUUAGAAAUCUUGGUGAUUUUAACAUUGUGUAAAUUAUGGAAACUUUAUUUUUAUGUUGAAAGGGAUUUACUUACUUAUUAAAAAAAUCA
Molecule: messenger RNA, 2946 nt
Organism: Aricia agestis (brown argus)
Lineage: Eukaryota; Metazoa; Arthropoda; Insecta; Lepidoptera; Lycaenidae
Gene: mlt
Product: tubulin-specific chaperone cofactor E-like protein
Exons: 8
Coding region: 348-1742 (464 amino acids)
Biological process (GO): protein folding
Molecular function (GO): alpha-tubulin binding
Source: RefSeq, a predicted model, not a curated record